Messenger RNA from Peromyscus maniculatus bairdii (prairie deer mouse), 2999 nucleotides. It is a transcript of the gene Ddx24, whose product is annotated as DEAD-box helicase 24. The record is from RefSeq and is a predicted model, not a curated record. Lineage: Eukaryota; Metazoa; Chordata; Mammalia; Rodentia; Cricetidae. Gene Ontology annotation, molecular function: nucleic acid binding; RNA helicase activity; ATP binding.
GCAACCCCCCUUGAAGAGCUCGUGCGAUCGGAGUGCCCGAGGGACUCUUGCAGGCGUCCCUUUUAGUGACAUUCCCUUCCGCUUGUCGAGGUGGGGCCGAAGUGCGGUGGUCGUGGUGUAGUCGGUGCCUGGGACCGCUGGCAACCAUGAAGUUAAAGGAGACAAAGUCAAGGCCAAAGCCGCCGAGCCGUGGCACAUUUCAGACAAAGGGCAUCAAAGUUGUGGGGAAAUGGAAGCAGGUGAAGAUCGAUCCGAACCUGUUUGCAGACGGACAGAUGGAUGACUUGGUGUGCUUCGAGGAACUGACCGAUUACCGUUUAGUCUCCCCUGCCAAGAACCCCUCUGGUCUCUUCUCAAAUGAGGAGCCCAAGAAGAGAAAGGCCGAAGCUGUUUCAGAAGAGGAGGAGGAGGAAGAAGAGGAAGGAGAGUCCAGCUCCCCAAAGAAAAAGCUCAAAUUGAAGAAGCGCCAAGGUGCAGUAGUGGCUGCUGAAGGAUGUACUGCCCAGGAUGAAGUCCAAGAUCCCGAGCCAGAGACUCAGGAAUGUGUCCCUGUUUGUUCUGAUCGAAAGGUAGGAGAAACAGCAUCGGAAAGCUUGGCACGGGCUCUUCCCAAAAAGAAGAAAAACAAAGGGAAAAAAAAGUUAGACGCUUCCCAGAGCACUGCCCCUAAAGUGCCCAAAAAAGCGAAGACAUGGAUGCCUGAAGUGCAUGACCAAAAGGCAGACGUGUCAGCCUGGAGGGACCUGUUUGUGCCCAAGGCCGUUCUCCGAGCGCUCAGCUUUCUAGGCUUCUCUGCACCCACCCCGAUCCAAGCCCUGACGUUGGCCCCUGCCAUCCGUGACAAACUGGACAUCCUCGGAGCUGCUGAGACAGGAAGCGGGAAAACUCUUGCUUUUGCCAUCCCGAUGAUUCACGCAGUGCUGCAGUGGCAUAAGAUGCGGGCUCCCCCCAUCCCAAAUAGCAUGGGAGUACCACCGAGGGAGACCAGGACAGGAGCUGCUUCCGAUCUUGGAUCACCUUGCAAGGGCGGAACUGAGUCUGGAGUGUUACCCGAUGAGGCCAGAACUGAGAAAGAAGCACAGCCUGGGGAAGCUGAGGCUAAGGCCAAAGCCAAGACCAGUGCCUCUGCCUCAGCCCAGGCACUGCUCUCCUGUGAUGGUGAUGAUGCUGGUGAAGGACCUUCUUCCUUGGUUGAGGAAAAGCUUAUCGUCAAGCAAAGUGAGGACAGAGAAGAGAAGCUUGAUGAAGAGCAGGCUGGGAAGUUAAAACAGGGCCUAUGUGACCAAAUUGCUGUCUAUAAAGUACACCCAAGGCGCCCUCUGCUGGGACUGGUCCUCACUCCCACUCGAGAGCUGGCUGUCCAGGUCAGACAGCACAUUGAUGCUGUGGCCAGGUUUACAGGGAUUAAAACAGCAAUUUUAGUUGGUGGAAUGUCCACGCAGAAACAGCAGAGGAUGCUGAAUCGCCAUCCAGAGAUUGUGAUUGCCACCCCUGGUCGGCUCUGGGAGCUAGUUAAAGAAAAACAUCCUCAUUUGAGCAACCUUCGGCAGCUCAGGUGCCUGGUGAUAGAUGAGGCUGAUCGGAUGGUUGAGAAAGGCCAUUUUGCUGAGCUCUCCCAGCUUCUAGAGCUGCUAAACGACUCCCAGUACAACCCCAAUCGACAAACUCUUGUUUUUUCUGCCACACUGACCCUGGUACACCAAGCUCCUGCUCGAAUCCUUCAUAAGAAGCAUGUGAAGAAAAUAGAUAAAACCGCCAAACUUGACCUUCUCAUGCAGAAUAUUGGCAUGCGGGGCAAACCAAAGGUCAUUGACCUCACAAGGAAUGAGGGUACAGUGGAAACGCUGACAGAGACCAAGAUCCACUGUGAGACAGAUGAGAAAGACUUGUAUCUCUACUAUUUCCUCAUGCAGUACCCAGGCCGCAGCUUGGUGUUUGCCAACAGUAUCUCCUGCAUCAAACGCCUCUCUGGACUCCUCAAGGUCCUGGACAUCAUGCCGCUGACUCUGCAUGCCUGCAUGCACCAGAAACAGAGGCUCAGAAACCUGGAGCAGUUUGCCCGUCUGGAAGACUGUGUUCUCUUGGCAACAGAUGUGGCAGCUCGGGGUCUGGAUAUUCCUAAAGUUCAGCAUGUCAUCCAUUACCAGGUGCCCCGCACCUCAGAGAUCUAUAUCCACCGAAGUGGUCGGACUGCUCGUGCCACCAGUGAAGGCCUCAGCUUGAUGCUGAUUGGACCUGAAGAUGUGAUCAACUUCAAGAAGAUUUACAAAACUCUCAAGAAAGAUGAGGACAUCCCACUGUUCCCGGUGCAGUCAAAGUACAUGGACGUGGUCAAGGAGCGGAUCCGCUUAGCCCGGCAGAUUGAAAAGGCUGAAUACCGGAACUUCCAGGCUUGUCUGCACAACUCAUGGAUGGAGCAGGCAGCAGCAGCUCUCGAGAUUGAGCUAGAAGAAGACAUGUACAAAGGAGGAAAAGCUGACCAGCAAGAAGAGCGUCGGCGACAGAAGCAGGUGAAGAUCCUGAAGCAGGAGCUACGCCAUCUGCUCUCCCAGCCACUCUUCCAGGAGAACCUGAAGACCAGGUACCCCACACAGUCUGGCAGGCUGCCUCAGCCUGUGGUGGCCCCCAGGCAUGGCGAGUCUGCACUGAGCUGCCUCUCCAGACAGAAGAGGAGGAGGAAGAAGCCAAAAGAGCAUCGGGCACCGCCACAGCCAAGUCCAAGCACAACAGGCUAACUGCCCUCCCCUCGGCCAAUGUAGUGACUGCUCAGUGACGUCCACUCUCCAGUUGUCUGUGGAAGCCUCCCUGUCCUUGCGCUUCGCUCCACCCUCCCCCGGAGAAACCUGCCACUCUUCAUCUUUAGCAGGAAAGACCUCAUGCACACGUGUGUUGUGGAGUUAAGUGUAGUAGCCAGCAGCUGUGUCUCUGUAGCCAGUGUAUACGGGCUUCUAUGUACACCUUGGUUUCCAAAUUAAAAACAAGUAGGAGCCAGAGAGUCA